AUGGUGGACGCAAUAAAGAGAGCUAUCGCGAAGGAUCCCUCAAAUUGGAGAAAACAGCUGUUCAAUUUCCUAUAUAGUUACCGCUAUACUCCUUGCUCGGCAACUGAUAACGGAAAGUCGCCGGCAGAAAUAUUUGUUGGCCGACGAAUCAAUUCACCGUUUACAAAGUUGUUUCCCAGGUCUCAAUCAGACGUGCUCAACCCGGAUCACUCCAGACAGUUGGACAUGCAGUCGCAGUUCAACCAACACCACGGGGCACGAGCGAGGCAACUUUCAGUGGGAGACCGCGUUGUAGUCCUUACCCAAGCAAAAAAAACGCGAGCCGGUGGAAGGGAAAUCGAACGCCAUAUCAACCACAUCUGGAGGGGUGGUGAUUCCGACCAGGAACCAACAACCUCCACUUCCACGGAGGAACUGGCAGCGGGAGACGAUUGGACAUUUUUCACCAAUGAACCGCCUAACAGCCAGGUUGGGCCUGACGUCAAUACUCCGGAGAUCGGGAUUCCGGAGGAGGAGGAGCUUACAACACCCCUGGCGCAUAGUACUCCGGAGAAGUCUACAACACCAGAGAUCGGGAUUCCGAAGGAGUCUACAACACCCUUGGCGCCUGCCAGACCCGUCCGCCUGCGGACUGCACCACGACGUUUGGAGUUGGACCCAACGGCCAAAUCAUACGCAUAUUGGUAA
Messenger RNA from Osmia bicornis bicornis, 687 nucleotides. RefSeq lists its product as uncharacterized. The coding region runs from base 1 to 687 and encodes 228 amino acids. Lineage: Eukaryota; Metazoa; Arthropoda; Insecta; Hymenoptera; Megachilidae. The record is from RefSeq and is a predicted model, not a curated record. Gene Ontology annotation, molecular function: nucleic acid binding. The transcript is spliced from 2 exons.